AUGGCGUUGAACAUCGACGCCUGGACUUGCUGCUGCCUGUCGUGCAUCCCCACAGGGUCCAUCGGCGUGGUUCAGAAGUUCGGAGAGUACCAGGGCUGGCAGGAACCCGGCUGCAACUGCAUUUGCUUCCCAUGCACGACCGUGUUGCCUGUCUCGCUGGCCGUGAACCAACUCACCUGCAAGUCGGAGUGCAAGACGAAGGACAAUGUCACGGUCGUUGUGGUGACAGCCGUGCAGUACCGAAUCCUCAAAGACAUGGUGAAGGUGGCAACAUUCGACAUCGCCAGCCCGCACGAUCAGAUCAGAGCCGAAGUGGACAACGUCUUGAGGUCUACAAUUCCCUCCAUGACCCUCGACGAGAGCUACGAAGCUAAGGAGAAGAUGGUGGCAGAGAUACUGGAGUCCGUAAGGAAAGCCAUGGGCCAAUACGGCUACGAAAUCCUUAACGUCCUCAUCACCGAUAUCCGUCCCGAAAAAUCUGUCCUCGACGCCAUGAACGAAAUCAAUGCCUCAAGAAGACGACGUGAGGCCGCAGUUGAAAAGGGUGAGGCCAACAAGCUCCUGAAGAUCAAGGCCUCAGAAGCUGAUGCCGAAGCCAAGCGGCUGGCCGGCGUGGGCAUGGCGAACAUGCGUGCGGCCAUGGCGCAGGGGUUCCAAGACUCCAUGAAGUUCAUGAAGGAGAGUGGCAUGAACGAGAAAGAGGCGAUGCACAUGAUGAUCAUGACCCAGUAUCUGGACACCUUGAGGGACUUCGCUGGCAGCCAUGGCUCUAGCGUGGUCCCUUCUUGCGAUGGCCCUUUCAAAACAUCCAAGAAUCCCAUAUCAUCCCAAAAGCCCAAACCACAAACCCCACACCCGCCCAAAAAGAAGAAAAAAAAGAAAAAAAAAUCCUCUGUCCCGGCCGGCGCCUCCUCAGACUCGGCAAACUGUGGGAUCUCAGAUCCAGCAGCAGGGUCCAUCGGCGUGGUUCAGAAGUUCGGAGCGUACCAGGGCUGGCAGGAACCGGGCUGCAGCUGCAUUUGCUUCCCAUGCACGACCGUGUUGCCUGUCUCGCUGGCCGUGAACCAACUCACCUGCAAGUCGGACUGCAAGACCAAGGACAAUGUGACAGUUGUUACGGUGACGGCCGUGCAGUACCGAAUCCUCAAAGACAUGGUGAAGGUGGCAACAUUCGACAUCGCCAGCCCGCACGAUCAGAUCAGAGCCGAAGUGGACAACGUCUUGAGGUCUACAAUUCCCUCCAUGACCCUCGACGAGAGCUACGAAGCUAAGGAGAAGAUGGUGGCAGAGAUACUGGAGUCCGUAAGACAAGCCAUGGGCCAAUACGGCUAUGAGAUCGUGAACGUCCUCAUCACCGAUAUCCGUCCCGAAAAGUCUGUCCUCAACGCCAUGAACGAAAUCAAUGCCUCAAGAAGACGACGUGAGGCCGCUUUCGAGAAAGGAGAGGCAGACAAGCUCUUGAAGAUCAAGGCCUCGGAAGCCGAUGCCGAAGCCAAGCGGCUGGCCGGCGUGGGCAUGGGAAACAUGCGUGCAGCCAUGGCGCAGGGGUUCCAAGACUCCAUGAAGUUCAUGAAGGAGAGUGGCAUGAACGAGAAAGAGGCGAUGCACAUGAUGAUCAUGACCCAGUAUCUCGACACCUUGAAGGAGUUCGCAAGCACCCAUGGCUCCAUCGUGGUCCCUCAUGGGCCCUCGGCUGUCCGGGAUCUGCGAUCUCAGAUUUCGAAGCCGGCGGGCCCAUCUGGAGCAGUGCCGCAGAGGGCCUCCAGCCCAAAGCUCUGCUGGACUGAAGACAGCGCCCAGUAA
This is a messenger RNA of Symbiodinium necroappetens, 1803 nucleotides long. NCBI's taxonomy places the organism in Eukaryota, Dinophyceae, Suessiales, Symbiodiniaceae. The record is from the annotation of a GenBank genome assembly.